ACAAGUCAUAUUUCUAAUUACAAACGUGGCCGAAAUUAAUCAGUUUAGAUCAAGGGCAGAGAAAUCUUCACCUUUCUUCAGCAGACCAGAGCGAUGGAGAGACAUGGAGUUUAUUUAUUGUUGCUUUCCUUAGCAGCAGUUUUUCCAAGUUAUCGAUGUACUCUCGGUAAUUGCCCUAGAAAGAUUAGUUUACCCUGUCUGAACAGCUUGAUGCACACCAACACACUAUUUCCCCAAGAAGAAUUGAUAGCCAACAUGGACGGUUAUGACUCCAUAUGUGAUUCUUCGGACCCUAAGGGAUUAUUUUUUGUUAUUCAACGUCGCUAUGCUGCUUCUUCAGUCGAUUGGAAUUUAGACUGGGAAACGUAUAAGACAGGUUUUGGUUCACAGUGUGGCGAUUUUUACCUUGGGAAUGAAAACAUUUACCAGCUGACAGUAAAGGCGUCCUACCUACUAAGGAUCAAAAUAGAUUUUCAAGACAAAAACUUCACUUACUACUACUCAGGGUUUAGAUUAGGCAGUGAAGAAGAAAGCUACAGACUUUCUUUAGGCAUUACCGAUAGUGCUAAUAAAGAUCUUCUUGAACACAAUGGAAUGAAUUUUUCCACUUAUGACAGAAGUGAUCCCAAUGGUUGCGCCUGUUUCUACACGUCAGGCUGGUGGUACAACGCUUGUUUCAAGGUCAAUCUGUUCGGAGAUAUGCAAAGCACAGAAAAUUCGUUUGGUGCCAUCUGGGAGUCCAUCACAGGCUACGGCAAAUCUCUCAAAUUUACGGAAAUGGCUAUUUUGAGUCAAGGAUAAUUGUUUCAACAUAAUCAAAUGAAGCACUGCGCAUGCGCUGACUCUCGUACAUAACAACAUUAGGCUAUAGACAUUGUCUAAUUCAGUUUUACUCUUUUUAAAAUGUUGGUUUGUUUCUUGUGAAACUUUUGAUAAGAGUUCAAUGAUCUAAAUUGAUGGAAAUGAUAGUGUUUUAUGUUUGCAUGUUUGUAAUUUAAAUUACAAUGGAAAGUCUAAAUUAAAGAGUUACUACUGCUGUCUAAA
Biomphalaria glabrata is the source of this 1044-nucleotide messenger RNA. Its product is annotated as ficolin-1-A-like. The coding region runs from base 94 to 801 and encodes 235 amino acids. Lineage: Eukaryota; Metazoa; Mollusca; Gastropoda; Planorbidae. The transcript has 5 exons. The record is from RefSeq and is a predicted model, not a curated record.